AUGGCAAAAGGAGAUGAUGGUCACUCUCGGCCUUUACCUCUUGUACAGACAUUCGAUGCUGCGACUGCCAAGGUCAAUGAUAUCGUGGCAGCUCUGAUGAGAACUGGUGGCUGCGUCCUCAAGGGUGCCAUAGCCGCCGAGGAUCUAGCCCAGAUCGAAAAAGGACACCCGCACCUACAUCCAGGGCGAUGGCGCUUGGGCUAG
Molecule: messenger RNA, 204 nt
Organism: Fusarium odoratissimum NRRL 54006
Lineage: Eukaryota; Fungi; Ascomycota; Sordariomycetes; Hypocreales; Nectriaceae
Exons: 1
Coding region: 1-204 (67 amino acids)
Source: RefSeq, a predicted model, not a curated record